Molecule: messenger RNA, 1800 nt
Organism: Acyrthosiphon pisum (pea aphid)
Lineage: Eukaryota; Metazoa; Arthropoda; Insecta; Hemiptera; Aphididae
Exons: 1
Coding region: 1-1800 (599 amino acids)
Source: RefSeq, a predicted model, not a curated record
AUGGUGAGAACGUCCCAGCUAUGUUUCAACUGCUUAGCACCAUUUCAUGCUUCGGAAAAUUGUAAAUCAAAGUAUACGUGCUUAAAAUGUAAACAGAAGCACAACACGCUCCUGCAUUAUGAGAACCAUACGACUAUCGCCAGCAACAACAGGAAUAACGACCAAUUUGGCGAUAACACUCCUACUGCAUCAGCACAACACUCAAGUAACAUUGCAGCCCUUGCCACAGCAGGAAGAGGUCAUGUAUUCCUUUCCACAGCAUCUGUCCUGGUUGCAGACAACAACGGUCAAUUAAGGAUAUGUCGCGUUAUAUUGGAUAACGGAUCGCAAAUGAAUUUUGUGUCCAAAAAUUUCGCCAAGUUGUUGCAACUUCCACGUCAUAAAACCAUGGUGCCGGUAAGUGGAAUUGGAGCCGGUCAGAUACAGUCAGUCUCUUGUAUAUCUGUUAAAGUGACAUCUCGUGUAAAACAGUUUGAAGUAGAUUUAGUUUGUCAUGUAUUGCCAGUAGUGGUUGAUGGCUUACCUAAUUGUCCAAAACCAGCAAGCGGAUGGGACAUACCAGAAGACCUGAUACCGGAGCUGGCUGAUCCCUUCUUUGACGUUUCGGGAAAGGUUGACCUACUCAUCGGCGGUGGAAUGUUCUUCGAUCUAUUCGAGCCAAAAAGAGUUCGGUUGCCAGCUAGAGGUGUCUGCUUGCAAGAUUCAAAGUUUGGUUGGGUAGUAACAGGAGAAAUUGGCACUACCUCGCUUUUAGCUACAUGCUCUAUUGGACAAGCAUAUGAGGACAAAUUUAGAAUUCUAUGUAAGGAUGAGCUUGAGGCAUAUGGAGCAUCAUCCAAGUCCAAUAAGAAAUGCAUUGAAGAGCAGAGAGCUCUAAAGCAUUUUGAGGAAACCGCGAAUCGAGACGAGACGGGCCGGUUUGUGCUGCGACUUCCAUUGAAACCUGAAAAAUGUAAACUUGGAAGCACGCUAGAGAUGGCCACCACUAGAUUCCUGAGUGUUGAGCGAAGGCUUCAGAAGGAUGAAGAACUGAAGAUGCAAUAUAUAAAUUUCAUGGAGGAAUAUUUGAAAAUGGGCCACAUGAAAAAGGUGUGUCAAGAUUUAAAUCCACCUGAAUAUGUUUUCUAUCUUCCCCACCAUCCAAUAAUUAAAUUGUCAAGCCUCACAACGAAGCUGCGAGUCGUUUUUGACGCAUCGGCUAAGAGCUCUUCGAAUAUAUCGCUGAAUGAUGUCCUUAUGUGUGGACCGACAGUCCAAGAGGAACUGUUUUCAAUUUUGGUAAGAUUUCGCAGAUAUCAGUUUGUUAUAACAGCAGAUAUAGAAAAAAUGUUUAGGCAAAUAAACGUAGCUUCGGAGGAUCAAGAUUUUCAGAGAAUAGUUUGGCGGUCGCAACCAGAUGAAGCGCUACAAAUCUAUCGCCUCACCACUGUGACCUACGGGACGACAGCAGCAUCAUUCAUGGCCACCAAUUGUUCAAUAUCGUUAGCGGUAGGUGCAAGAGAAAGUCAUCCAAGGGUUUCAAGAAUCAUACAACGUGACUUCUAUAUGGACGACUUAAUGACCGGCGCCGAUACAACUGAAGAGUGUUGUCAGCUGCAGCAACAAAUUAAUAUGAUCCUUGAUUCAGCGAAAUUGCCUCUGCGAAAAUGGUGCUCAAAUUCGCGUAGUGUUCUGAAGCAUAUCGGAAAUUCAAACACUGAUCCACUAUUUGCAUUACGAAUUAAUGCAGACGAUGUAGUUAAGUCUUUAGGAUUAAGUUGGAAGCCAGAAUUGGACGAAUUUCAUUUCGUAAAUCUGUAG